CGUCACCCCCGGGUCACAUCUAUGCGGCCAUGCGGGCCGCGUUUUGCACGGGCACAAGAGCCCAUUCAUUUGAAUGGACUCCCGUGCCUGUGACACGCAGGGAAGAAGUCCCUGCACUACUUUGGAAAGCACAGCCCCCACAGGAAUCUCGGUUCCCAGUACGGUUGCGUUUUGAAAUGCGGGCGGCGUGCCAUUAGAACUAAUGGCACCCGCCCGCGGGUCCGCAUUUCUCUGUGCGGCUGCUUGGAUUUUCGUGCGGAUCUACAGCGGCACCACCCGCACAGAUGUGAACCUAGGGUGA
Messenger RNA from Staurois parvus, 301 nucleotides. NCBI's taxonomy places the organism in Eukaryota, Metazoa, Chordata, Amphibia, Anura, Ranidae. The record is from the annotation of a GenBank genome assembly.